Rubroshorea leprosula is the source of this 665-nucleotide messenger RNA. NCBI's taxonomy places the organism in Eukaryota, Viridiplantae, Streptophyta, Magnoliopsida, Malvales, Dipterocarpaceae. The record is from the annotation of a GenBank genome assembly.
CAACCCUAUCCCAGCAGCAAAAGUGCCAAAAAUCAGCCACUGGCAUAUCUGCCAGGAAGAUGUUGCCUUUCUCCGCUCAAUUGCUAAAACCCUGACAAAUCCUGCUUUCCCCAGGUAGAUGACUCUCCUGUCUCCUCCAAUUGCACGGAGCUUCCAGCUUGAUUGUUUCUGUUCCACCCAUGUCUGCAAUCCAAACACCACCGCGCAAUCACCUCCCUCGCUCUCUCACUUCUCUCCGAAAACCAUCAAGGAAACUAAUCUUUUCUUCCACCCUGGCCAACAAGACUGUGCCUUGGCAACCCAGAAAGCUGCUCUGCAAACCCCCUCAGGCUCAGGGCAAGUAUGCCAGAGAAGACUAUCUUGUGGUAUGUUCAUGCCAAUUUUCCCUUGGGAAUGCAGGGGAGAAUUCAAAAAUGGAAACUUUUGCUAUGAUGCUUCAGAUUUUUUUCUUAUUGGGAAAUUAGAGAGCAGAUAUAAUGUUCAUUUGAGAGUUGGUUGAAUUAUUGCAACUUGAAUUGGAACUGAUGCGUAUUGAUCCUUCUGAAAUUUGAAUGGACAGAAGUAGUCAGCUGAGGAGGUGCAGAAGUUAGUGAAGGGGCGAGAGAACUGUACUCCUUAUUAUUGAUUUCAAUGCAAUAUGGUGUGGACCCUGCAUUUUUUGAUGG